AUGGCCUCGCAAGACUCGGCUACAUCCCCGCCGCCCGCAUUGCCUCCUGCCCUACCUGCCAACCCACCGGCCGCACCCACUUUCGUCACGCUUCCCGCCGUGAAAGAGCCUGGCGUCUUCUCGGGCCUGGAAGGUUCUGACGUCGACCAAUGGCUGCGCCUGCGAAGCUCCGCGCACCAAAAGUCUCGGUUCUUUCUCGUAGGUGUUUGCCGAGCUGUGAUCAUUCGACGCCUUAUCGUGCCGCGCUGGGUGCGCAAUGGGUCCGAGACGCCCGCCGUUCUCGACUGCGAGUACGUGUACAACGAGAACGACCUCAAGCUGGUCGUCAAGUGGUUCUUCAACGACGGCGCCGAGCCCGUCUACCAGUGGAUACCCGAGAUGGGGGUCCGCGAGGCGUUCGGAGUGCUGCGCCAACGCCUGGACGACACUUUCUCCGUCAACUCUCGUGACGCGUACUCGCAGUACCGCGCCAUCCGCAUUCUGAGGCCCACCUGGGAACUCAGUGGCAAGUACACCUGCGUCGUCACCUCACUUGCUGGCCAGGAUGCAAGGCAUCAGCACAUGACCAUCUUUGGUAACCCAGCUGCUCUCAGCCACUGCACAUCAACUACUGUCAACUUCUGA
Messenger RNA from Rhipicephalus sanguineus (brown dog tick), 624 nucleotides. RefSeq lists its product as uncharacterized. The transcript is spliced from 3 exons. The coding region runs from base 1 to 624 and encodes 207 amino acids. Lineage: Eukaryota; Metazoa; Arthropoda; Arachnida; Ixodida; Ixodidae. The record is from RefSeq and is a predicted model, not a curated record.